GGGCGGGGCGAAGGCGGGGCCUCGCGGCCGGGCCGGGAGGAGCUGACAGGGCCGCAGCAGCUAACCCGCAACCCCACUUUCUCGGAACGUGCCUGGGCUGCUGCAGCUGGCACCCGGCAGCGCUCAGCGAAGAGGGCUGGGGGCGGGAGAUGACAGUGAUUUGCUCCCUGCUUGGCCCUCUGCGAGCACCGACUCCCUUCUCCGCGCGGCCCCAGGGCUGCAGACGAAGCAGGGCCAAAGUCUGUCCCUGCAGACAAGGGAAGGAGGCAGUGCUCAGAGCUCCCUACACUGGGUCUCUAGGGAGGACAUUUGGCCCCCUGCAAGUAGGUGGGAGUGGGUGAAUGUUGUGACUGUUGAUGUUGAAGAGUGCUCUAGUAGUAUCACACUGUAUUUUGCUUUUUCCCAGGGGAUAAAGGAUAUUGGGUGUUUGAGAAAGAACCUAAGAGUUUAAAGCUUUCUUCUUGAAGUUAAUCAACUCUCCAUUCACUCCCAUUUUCACUUAAUAAUAGCAGUCUUUUACAAUUUCAGUGGUUCAUUGAUGUUUAAGCCAAAUAUGAAGUGGCCAGGAGCGGUUUGUUUUAAUAUAUACAGUAGCGUUUCUCCAGUUCCUGCCCCAGUGAGUGGUCUUUUACUGUGACAGGUCAACUUGUUUGUUCUGUAAUAAACCUUGUUUUCAUAGAUGAAAAGACUGGAGGUAAUUUUUUUAAAACUUCCUUUGCCGUAGUUCCUGUUCAUUUUAAAAUAAUGCUUUAGAAAGCAUAUUUUCUUCCCCUACUAGGAUGAGAUAAAACUUUGUAAGUGCUUUUGAUUAUUUUGACUUUUUCCUCAGUUAGCAGGUAUUGCUUUUAUAAUAUUGAAAAACAUUAAAAGAAACCUCUUGGGAGGGGCAGAUUACUUUUCAAUGUUUUGUUGUUGUUUUCAUUUUCAGCUAAUUGAAAGUUAAACCUGGGCAUCGCUAUAACUAUCUGACCAUAACCCUGAGGAAAAAGAACAACUCUCCCUUCACUGUUAGCAACCAUUUAAGAUCAAACUAAAUUAAAUUCAAUUCCUCUUAACUGUUUGGUAUAAAACAAAACCUGAUGACUUUAUGACACAUCCCAUCCCUCUUUUUUUUUUUUUUUUUUUUUUUUUGGUUGUAGGAUCUUUAAUACCAAGUAUGUUUGAAGAACUAACAUAAGAUUUACUUUUUUACCAUUCUUAUUAUUUUUAGGACUAUGGCUCCUAGUAGCAAUUGCUACCAUUUCUUGAAAGCCUACUUUGUGAUAAGCUGUGUAUAAAAUAUUAUAUCCACACAAUAUGCCUCUAAGGAUAUUUUUACUCUCAUUUUACAGUUGAGGAAACUAAGGUUCAGGAAGGCUAAGUAACUUACCCAAGGAGUUGAUAAGUAAUAAGGCUCAGAAUCUGUUUGACUCUUUUCACUGAGUUAAAGUUUUAGUCAAAACUGUGGGGUAAAAAAAUGUAUUGGAAUGUGCUCAUAUGGUACAAAUAAGGGGUUGUGGGCAGUAUAAGUUAGUAAUACUCCAGGCAAAAAAAUAUAGGGAACUUUUGAAAAAUAUCACAAGACUGGACUUCUUUAGCACUGCCUACUCAAGAAUGUUUCUUAAGGUUGCAAAAUGUUUAACACCUUUGUUUAAUUGUUUACUAGCUCCUUAUUUCAAGUAUGGGUAUUUGUACCAACCAGUAGCUUUCCCAGGAUAUAAUUUGAUGCUUAUGUGGUAAACUUUAAGUAAGUAUUAUAGGUUUCGUGUACUAUAUUGACCACUCCUGUCUAAUCCUGGUAGAAAAAUACUUGUCUUAAUCCAGAUUAAAUGUAAGGUUUUUAAAUGGUUUGGUUUAUACCAGGGUAGCACAGAGAAAAUUCUCUUACACACCCCCAUGUAUCGGUUGUUGGUAAUCUCUGGCCUGCCACCUAAGUCUUUUUAAUGUGAUGUAGAUGUUUGAGAACUUAACCUGGGCAUUGUAAAUUUCAGGAAGCAUGCAUUUUUUACUUUCUACCUUAUAUAAGGCCAUUUUAGAUGGUAAACUCAGAGUAAUCACUUAGAAAUUAAUAAUUGACAUCAUAUUAAUUUUAAAUACUAAUAAAAGCCGAUUAAUUUUAGAGCUAUCCAUACCGCCUGUGCAUUUGUGUCCCUGGCAGCAAGAGGGGAGUUGAUAAUUAUUGUAAUGUUAGCAUAAAGAAUUUGUUCCUUGCUUUAGCAUUUUCUGAACAUCUUUGGGACAUUUUACAACACAUUUUGUGUUCUUUAACAUCUUAUGAACAUUUUUAGAACAUUUCAGGACACAUUUUGUGUUCUUGGACUUGUUAGUAUAGUGAAAAACAGGGUACUUUAUCAUUUGGAAAAAAACUUUUUUUUUCUGUUCAUGAACUAGAUAGCGCCUAAAAGAGAACACUGAUUCAUGAAAGGGUAAAAGGUUUAUGUAUGUGCAAGUUAUUAUUUUAGUCAUUCAUUAAAAAUGGUUGUGUCUCCUGUGUGCCACAUGUUUUGCUAGAUGUUAGGGACACAACAGUGAAUAAAAACAUGCAGUCCCUGCUUCUGUGACAUUUACAGUCUAGCAAAAGAGAUGACAUAAAUUAAGUAGUUACUCUAAUACAUAGUAUAAUUGCAGACUGAGAAAAGUUGCCUGAAGGUAAGCAAUGAGAAUCUAUUUGAGAAAAGAUCGUGGCCUGGCUGUGUGGUUAGAGAAGCCUUACCUGAUACAGUGACACCUGAACUAUAUGAUUUGGAGGAUAAGAAGUUGUUAACUAUGUGGAAUGUGGCAGGUGGGUGGGUAGAGAAAAGGAACAUUUUAGAGUGAGCCAAAUGUGCAAAGUCCCUGAGGCACAAAGGGACUAUGGGGCCAGUGUGUCAAGGCUGGUGUAAAAGAAACUAAAAGUAGGUUGGUCAGAUACCAUCAUUUUUUCUUUCUUUCUCAUAUAUUCUACCAAGAUUUAAAUAUUUAACUUUGCUAAGUGAUUACUCUAUACUAGAUGUGAUUCUGAGGAUUUUACUUGAAUAAUCUCAAGUUCCUGUGAGGUAGGUACUAUUACUGCCAUUUCACAAAAGAAGAAAGUGAGGCACAGAAAAUUUAUUGGUUCAAAGUCGCUUGACUAUACUGUUCUUCCUAUCCUAUACUCAAGUAUGACCACAGGCUAGAAAGAACUUUCUAGUCCCAGUGUGACUCCUUGAUGUAGCCCUGAGAACUUCUGAAAUUUCUGAAGAAUUUGGAUGCAGGUGGACAUUCAGCAGAGACUCUGUGGACCCCAUGCUCUUAUCCACCUGACAGAGCUCAACUGUGGAUCCCUGGAGAGAGAGAUCUGGUUGGAGUUGGAGGUUGAGAGAAAAUGAAUUCCUUUUCUGAGUUACCUGCAGAGAACUUGACCCUUGCAGUCAAUAUGACCAAGAUUUUGCCUACAACAGUACCACAUGGAUUUAAUUCCACUAAUGACCCACCUUCAAUGUCAAUAACAAGGCUUUUUCCAGCCUUACUAGAAUGCUUUGGCAUAGUCCUUUGUGGCUACAUAGCAGGAAGGGCCAAUGUCAUAACAUCAACACAGGCCAAAGGACUGGGAAAUUUUGUCUCCAGAUUUGCACUUCCAGCUUUAUUAUUCAAAAACAUGGUUGUACUUAAUUUUUCCAAUGUGGAUUGGUCUUUCCUAUAUAGUAUCUUAAUUGCCAAAGCUUCUGUAUUUUUCAUUGUAUGUGUAUUAACCUUAUUGGUUGCCAGUCCUGAUAGUCGAUUUAGCAAAGCCGGACUAUUUCCUAUAUUUGCUACACAAAGUAAUGACUUUGCAUUGGGAUACCCUAUAGUUGAAGCUCUGUAUCAAACUACAUACCCAGAAUAUCUCGAGUAUAUUUAUUUGGUGGCACCAAUAUCUCUUAUGAUGUUAAACCCUAUAGGAUUUAUCUUUUGUGAAAUCCAGAAAUGGAAAGAUACUCAAAAUGCUUCUCAAAACAAAGCAAAAAUUGUGGGACUUGGACUUCUGCGUGUAUUACAGAACCCAAUAGUAUUUAUGGUCUUUAUUGGUAUUGCCUUCAAUUUUAUUCUUGAUCGAAAGGUGCCUGUAUAUAUAGAAAAUUUUCUUGAUGGACUUGGAAAUUCUUUUUCUGGAUCGGCCCUAUUUUAUCUUGGUCUUACGAUGGUAGGGAAAAUAAAGAAACUGAAGAAGUCAGCAUUUGUUGUACUAACUCUUCUCAUCACAGCUAAACUCUUGGUGCUGCCACUCCUAUGCAGAGAAAUGGUGGAAUUCUUAGACAAGGGUGACAGUGUCGUGAACCAUACAAGUUUAUCGAAUUAUGCAUUUUUGUAUGGUGUCUUUCCUGUAGCACCAGGAGUAGCUAUCUUUGCAACACAGUUCAACAUGGAAGUAGAAAUUAUAACCUCAGGAAUGGUAAUAAGCACAUUUGUGUCCGCUCCCAUCAUGUACGUUUCUGCCUGGUUACUGACCUUUCCCACUAUGGACCCUAAGCCAUUGGCAUAUGCCAUCCAGAAUGUUAGUUUUGAUAUAAGUAUUAUCAGCCUGGUCUCUUUGAUCUGGUCUCUGGCUAUUCUUCUUUUGAGUAAGAAAUAUAAACAGCUUCCUCAUAUGCUUACAACGAAUUUACUCAUUGCUCAGUCUAUUGUCUGUGCUGGAAUGAUGAUAUGGAAUUUUGUUAAAGAAAAAAAUUUUGUUGGACAAAUUUUGGUGUUUGUUCUAUUAUACAGCUCCCUCUAUAGCACCUACCUGUGGACAGGCCUCCUAGCAAUUUCUUUGUUUCUUUUGAAAAAGCGAGAGAGGGUACAAAUUCCUGUUGGAAUCAUCAUAAUAUCUGGCUGGGGAAUCCCUGCUCUCCUUGUUGGUGUUCUUUUGAUAACUGGAAAACACAAUGGAGAUAGCAUUGACUCAGCCUUCUUUUAUGGAAAAGAGCAGAUGAUCACCACAGCAGUAACCCUGUUCUGCAGCAUUCUGAUAGCUGGGGUAUCACUCAUGUGCAUGAACCGUACCACCCAAGCAGGAAGCUAUGAAGGUUUUGACCAGUCUCAGAGCCACAAAGCAGUGGAGCCUGGAAACGCUGCUUUUGAAGAAAGUCCAACGCCAGUAAAUGAACCAGAACUUUUUACAAGCUCUAUCCCAGAAACAAGUUGCUGUUCCUGCUCCAUGGGAAAUGGUGAAUUACGCUGCCCAUCAACAGAGCCAGUAGCAAACACAAGCACCCGUGGGUCUGUGACUCCUUCGUUUGAGAAAAAUGAUCAUUGUGUGAGUCGCUGUAACUCCCAGAGCUGCAUAUUAGCCCAGGAAGAACAACAGUAUCUACAGAGCGGAGACCAGCAACUAACUCGACAUGUGUUGCUGUGUUUACUUCUCAUUAUUGGCCUGUUUGCUAAUCUUUCUAGUUGUUUAUGGUGGCUUUUCAACCAAGAGCCUGGAAGACUAUAUGUUGAGUUACAGUUUUUCUGUGCCGUGUUUAACUUUGGCCAGGGAUUUAUUUCCUUUGGAAUCUUUGGAUUAGAUAAACAUUUAAUCAUCCUGCCUUUCAAAAGAAGACUUGAGUUCCUUUGGAACAAUAAAGAAACAGCAGAUAAAAGGGAUUCUCCUGUUUCUGAGGAAAUAAAAAUGACCUGUCAACAGUUUGUCCAUUAUCACCGUGACCUCUGUAUCCAAAACAUUGUGAAGGAAAGAAGGUGUGGUGCAAAGACUUCCACCGGGACCUUUUGUGGCUGUGACCUGGUGAACUGGCUAAUUGAAGUCGGCCUUGCCUCUGACCGUGGUGAAGCUGUGAUAUACGGAGACAGGCUGGUGCAAGGGGGAGUCAUCCAACAUAUUACCAACGAAUAUGAAUUUCGAGAUGAGUACUUAUUUUACAGAUUUCUGCAAAUGAGUCCUGAACACAGUCCUACUGCUGUUAAUACAAGCACCCCCCAACAAGAAAGAUAUAAAGAAAUUGAACAUUCAUCCUUAUCCUCACUUUCCCCUAAGACCUAA
This is a messenger RNA of Microcebus murinus (gray mouse lemur), 5941 nucleotides long. NCBI's taxonomy places the organism in Eukaryota, Metazoa, Chordata, Mammalia, Primates, Cheirogaleidae. The record is from RefSeq and is a predicted model, not a curated record.